Chenopodium quinoa (quinoa) is the source of this 2388-nucleotide messenger RNA. RefSeq names its product protein FAR1-RELATED SEQUENCE 5-like. NCBI's taxonomy places the organism in Eukaryota, Viridiplantae, Streptophyta, Magnoliopsida, Caryophyllales, Amaranthaceae. The coding region runs from base 1 to 2388 and encodes 795 amino acids. The record is from RefSeq and is a predicted model, not a curated record. Gene Ontology annotation, biological process: regulation of DNA-templated transcription. The transcript has 6 exons.
AUGGAGAAUUCGACUUUCGAUACAACAAAUUGCAGCAAUCUCAUUCACGAAUUGCUACAAAAACAGAGGCAAAUUGAGACUGAAUUUGAAAUCGAUUUAAAUCGUUCGAUUAUAGAAGAAGAAGAAACUAAUUGUUUUGGAGAUGAAUUCGUACCAAUAUUCAACAAUCCAGACAAUGCAGAUGAAGCAAUCGAUAAUGCAGAUGAAGCAAUUGAGAAUGCAGAAGACGCAAUUCAUAAUGCAGAAAAUCAAGUGUUACCCUAUUUAUGCUCAAAUGUUACACUCAGAUUGUAUGCAAAAAAUACAAAUCCAAUUGAUGCUUAUGGUUUAGAUCUUAGAGGAUCAUUUGCUGGUGUGGUAAGAGAAACUUUUGAAGAAAUUUUGGAAUUGUAUGAAAAACAUGCUGCUAUACUGGGGUUUUCAAUAAGAAAACAUACAACUAGAUUCAAACAACACACAAAAAUAGUAACUGAGAAAAAUUAUGUGUGUUCUGCUGAGGGAAAGAGACAUUCAGGUCAGAAGAAAACAAAGUUAGUUGAAAUGGUUGAUGAAGAGGAUGUAAAUGUAAAAACAAGAAAGCCAAGACAAGUAUCCAUUACAAGAUCAAAUUGCAAGGCAUGCAUAAGAGCAAAAGUGAAUAAAGAAGGACAGUUUGAGGUGGUGGCUCAUGUUAUUCAGCAUAACCACGAGCUAACAAAGCCACAGUGGCAUUAUUUGCAUCGUUCUGAAAGAAAAAUGACAGAGGAAAUAGUUGUAACAAUCAAAACAAUGAAAUCUUCAGGUCUAACUACAAUGGACACUUACAAUUACAUGGCUACAGAGGCUGGAGGAGAACAGAAUAUAGGCCAUAGUGUUGUAGAUCACCUGAAUUUCUGCUCAAGGUUAAGAAUGGAACAAAUUGAGGCUGGAGAUGCUCAAACUUUAGUGAACAUUUUAAGUCAGGAACAAUCAGAGGAUCCAAACUUCUUUUUUAGAGUGAAGUUUGACAAAGAAGGAAGAAUUUGCAAUAUCUUUUGGAGAGAUUCAAUGAUGCUAGAAGACUAUAGGAUAUAUGGAGAUGUUCUUGUCUUUGAUACAACAUACAGAACCAACAAAUAUAAUCUUAUAUGUGCUCCAUUUGUUGGCAUAAAUAACCACUGGCAUAAUUGUAUGUUUGCUUGUGCUUUUAUUGGGGAUGAAACGACAGAUUCAUUUGUGUGGUUACUACAAACCUUCUUCAAAGUUAUGGAGGAUAGAAAACCAACUUCAAUAUUCACUGACCAGGACCAAGCAAUGGCAAAUGCUAUACUGGAGGUGAUUCCUAAUACAAGACAUAGACUUUGUAUAUGGCAUUUGGAGCAAAAUGCCAUAACCAGAUUUGGAGCUCUUAAAACAGACAAAGAAUUCAAAUUUGCAUUCAACCAGUGCUUAAAGAUGUGUGUGACAGAACAAGAAUUCGAAGCAAAGUGGCAAGCAAUGUUGCAAAAAUAUGAGUUGACAGAACACUCUUGGUACAAAAGAGUGUAUGAGUUGAAAGACAAAUGGUGUCCUGUCCUUUGUAGAGAUUUCUUUUCAGCAGGGAUCUUAUCGUCACAAAGGAGUGAAAGCACUAAUCAUGCCAUAGGAUUCAGAGCAAGUAAAGCAACUACUUUGACAGAAUUUUAUACCAUAUUUAAGAAGACAACUAAUCGUUGGAGAAGCACAGAGAAAUAUGAUGAGUUUACCUGUAGCAAGUCAAUAGCAUUCACUUCAUUGCCUCUAUCUGGAAUGCUAAAGCAUGCUGCACAGGUUUUCACUUUAUCACUCUUUAGAAAUUUUGAAGAGGAGUUUGGAUACUCUAUGGCAACAACUGUUCAGAUGUUAGGCAGUAAUGAAGAAUUCCUACUUUAUCAAGUAACACUAGAAGACAAGCCAUGGUCUGCACAUCAAAAGUAUGUUUCAAAAAGAUGGACUAAGUUUGCAAAAACAGAGGCAUGGGAUAGGUUGAAGAAUCAGGAUCCUAAACAGCAAUAUAUUCCAUGGAGGCAAACAAUGAUGAGGAAAUACUACAAUCUAAUCUUAAAAAGUCAAGAAAAUGAAGAGACAAGAGCAUUUAUGGAAGAAAGCUUCAGAAACAGUCUUAAAAUGGUGGAAGACUUACUUGCUAGUGCUGCUCAGAAAGAAAGUGCAGAAGCUGCUUCUAACAUUCCUGAUGUGGCAGACAACACUCAAAGCAAUACUGACGCUUCUUCAGCAUCGAGUACAAGCACAUGUGUACCAAUAAUUCUUGAUCCUAAAAGGGUUGUAACAAAAGGAAGAAGCAAGAGAGCAAAAGGAGGACUUGAAAAAAGCAAGAGAAAAAGAAAACCAGCACUGCCACCUCCAAAUUCAGAAUUUGGAUCAAAGACACCUAACUUACGACUCUUUUAA